AUGCUCGCGACGACGUUCGCGCUCGCCGCAACUCGCGCCGUCCCCGCCCCCGUCCAGCGGACAGAUACCGACCCCACGCACGGCCAGAUCGAGCAGCCCGCCGCGGGCGCGCACAUCGCGCCCGGCGAGUCGUUCGACUUUUCCUACCUCCCGAGCGCGGACUACUGCCGCUCCACAUACGCGUUCUCCGUGUGGCUCGUCACGGACGUGCCCGCCUCGCUCGCCCCGAUGGACGUCUUCAUGGGCGGCCACUUCUUCGGACGAUUCGACUUCCCCAACUACCCCGCGGUGCCGUAUCCGAAGAACCCCGCGCCCGCGCAGCUGACCAUGCCCGACUUCUCGAAGGCCCCCGGCGGGUUUGGCAGCCCGCAGACGGCGAGCGACAAGACCGUGCAGCUCGCGGUGCUCGAGGAGUGGGCGGGCUGCGAGACUGAUGUACGUCGACGCCCUUUCCCCUCUCCCCUGUGCCUCGCGCAGGGGGCGCGUUUCUGA
Trametes versicolor FP-101664 SS1 is the source of this 492-nucleotide messenger RNA. RefSeq lists its product as uncharacterized. The record is from RefSeq and is a predicted model, not a curated record. The transcript is spliced from 2 exons. The coding region runs from base 1 to 492 and encodes 163 amino acids. NCBI's taxonomy places the organism in Eukaryota, Fungi, Basidiomycota, Agaricomycetes, Polyporales, Polyporaceae.